CGUCAACCCUCCCCCACCCUUGCAGGCUCGCCUCCCAAGCGUCCGCCGCCGCCGUAUAUAACCCUCGCUCCCUCACCACCGCACACCGCAGCACUUGCGCUAUGUUCGCCACUCUUUUCCAGGUUACCCUCUUUUGCGCGAUCGCUCUCCAGGGUGUGCUCGCCGACUUCACCAUUGACACCCCACAGUUCACCCAGUGUGAGGCGGCCAACAUCACCUGGACCCAAUCCCAGGGCCCCUACGACCUCAUCAUUACCCCGGCGGAGGACCCUUGUGGUGAUGCAGUAGUCGACCUCGGCGAGAUCAACGGACUUUCUACGUCUUACACGGUCAACCUCGCUGCUGGAACCCAGGUCGUCCUCUCUCUCCAGGACUCCCAGGGCGAGGAGGCUUGGAGCGGUACCAUUACUGUUGAUGGUAGCGACAACACCUCCUGCCUGAACUCCACGUCCCCCACCGUUUCUACCGGUGGUACCACCAUGAGCGCCGGCGCAGCUAGCAGCACCCCCUUCGCACCCGCUGGCGCAGCCAACGCGGGCACCAACCCCAACUCGUCCGGUGCCAUGUCCACCCGUCCUCUUGGCGCUCUCUCGGCCAUUGGCGCCGUCGCCGUCGCCGCCGCUGCCUUCGUCCUCUAAACAUCCACGCCGACCGACACGACCAGCUCGACAGUCCGUUCCGCGUAGUACAUAUACCCCGCUGGCGGUCCCCCUUGUUUAUAUAGGGUGAAGCCGUGCGAAACCCUUGUUUAUACUCAGUGUUCAGCUGAUACCACCGUACCAACUGUCUACAACCUUUACCGCGCCCGGGGGCUGGUAGUUGUUAUUUCUUAUUUAUCAUGAUCACUGUCUGUCUGUCUGUUGCAACUGUGCAGGUCAAUGUUGUUUGUCUGCUGAUCUUGAUUUGUUCAGCAGCAUUAGUUGUGUCGAUUAGGUGUUUGUGUUCUAGAAGUCAAUUUAACCUUUUACGAUUUGCGAGC
Molecule: messenger RNA, 979 nt
Organism: Coniophora puteana RWD-64-598 SS2
Lineage: Eukaryota; Fungi; Basidiomycota; Agaricomycetes; Boletales; Coniophoraceae
Exons: 5
Coding region: 102-638 (178 amino acids)
Source: RefSeq, a predicted model, not a curated record